AUGAGUUCGAUGAGUUCGACAGGCCCCAUGGCCAAUUCCGUGUUUGUGGUGGCACCCCACAGUGGUUAUCCUGUGAGCCCGGGAGUCAUGUCUCAGGUGCCCCUAUAUCCAAACAACCAGCCCCAAGGCCACCUAAUUCCUGGAAACCCACCUGGUUUGGUGUUGAAUGUGAAUGAGCAGCCUGCCCAGAAAGCCUUGAAAGAAGGCAAAGCCUUAGGGGUCGUCCAGAUCCUGAUCGGCCUGGUACACAUCGGCCUUGGCUCCAUCCUGGUGACAGUCCUCUCCGGGUACUAUGUACCUAUCUCAUUCUAUGGAGGCUUUCCCUUCUGGGGAGGCAUCUGGUUUAUCAUUUCAGGAUCCCUCUCGGCGGCAGCAGAAAAUCAGCCAAAGUCUUCUUGCCUGCUGAAUGGCAGCGUGGGCUUGAACAUCAUCAGUGCAAUCUGUUCUGCAGUUGGAAUCAUACUCCUCGUCACAGACAUAAGUAUCAUCAGUGCAUACACCUACCCUGACUAUUUUUCUCAUGACACCUGGGGUAUGAUCCCGCAGCUGGCUGUUUGUGGUGUGCUGCUGGUCUUCUGCCUCCUGGAGUUCUUCACUGCAUGUGUCUCUUCCCACUUUGGCUGCCAACUGGUCCGCAGUCAAUUCAACAACGUCACCCUGAUCUACCCAAAUCUCUACACAACAAACCCAGUGGUCAUCCCAGAACCAGCGAACUUGCCGCCCUAUUAUCCCCAUGAUCUCCAAGGCUCCAGAUAA
Messenger RNA from Galeopterus variegatus (Sunda flying lemur), 756 nucleotides. It is a transcript of the gene MS4A8, whose product is annotated as membrane-spanning 4-domains, subfamily A, member 8. The transcript is spliced from 6 exons. The coding region runs from base 1 to 756 and encodes 251 amino acids. The record is from RefSeq and is a predicted model, not a curated record. NCBI's taxonomy places the organism in Eukaryota, Metazoa, Chordata, Mammalia, Dermoptera, Cynocephalidae. Gene Ontology annotation, cellular component: plasma membrane. Gene Ontology annotation, biological process: cell surface receptor signaling pathway.